AUGGAUUCAAUUCGCCAGACAGUAAGCCGCACUGCGCUUGGGCUAGCUGAGUACAUUACUCCUGUUCUGAAAAUAUCAAAAUUUCGAGAAACCGGGGUCAUUACGCCUGCGGAGUUUGUUGCUGCUGGGGAUUUUCUUGUUCACCACUGCCCGACAUGGCAAUGGGCAGGGGGAGAAGCUAGUAGAGCACGGUCGUAUCUACCCUUAGAUAAACAAUACCUGUGUACCAAAGGAGUACCAUGUUACAAAAGGGCCAGUCAAUUGUUUCGUGGAAAUUCUGACCCUAGUCGUAUUCUGGAAGAAAAAGAAAUUGAUGGCGGUUGGGUCGACACAAUUUUCCUUAUUGAUGGCGAAAAGAAUGACUCUACUGUAGAAGAUACGGAAUCAAAGGUAGAAGAAUCAGAGUCUUACCUGAAAGAGUCGGAAUGCAGCAUCGAGAAUGAGGAUGAUGAUGAGGAGGAAGCUGAGGAUUUGGAUGCCUUUAUUCAAAGUGGGAUGCUUGACGAAGCUGAUCCGCGGGCCGUAUCAGAUAGAAUUCGCCAACCCCAAAAUGCGUCUUUGUCCAACUCCCGAAAACUCGGGUCCGGUAGUGAUGGAAUCCUCCAGACGCGGACAUAUGAUCUUUACAUCACUUAUGAUAAAUAUUAUCAAACAGCUCGUUUCUUUCUCACUGGCUACGACGAACAGCACAGACCUCUUUCGGACGCACAGAUGUACGAAGACUUUAGCCAGGACCACGCGAAAAAGACGAUCACAACCGAAUCCCAUCCGCACCUCUCUGGAGCCCCAAUGCCCUCGAUUCAUCCUUGUCGUCAGGCGGAAUUGAUGAAGAAGCUCAUGGAUAUGAUCGAGUCGUCUGCUUCUGCCGAAGGAGAGGGACCUAGGGAACAACUUGGAGUUCACCAGUACCUUAUAGUCUUUCUCAAAUUUGUCCAAACAGUCAUUCCGACAAUCGAGUAUGACUUUACUCAAAAUUUCAAGAUCUCGUGA
This is a messenger RNA of Mesocestoides corti, 990 nucleotides long. NCBI's taxonomy places the organism in Eukaryota, Metazoa, Platyhelminthes, Cestoda, Cyclophyllidea, Mesocestoididae. The record is from the annotation of a GenBank genome assembly.